Gossypium arboreum is the source of this 1943-nucleotide messenger RNA. RefSeq lists its product as uncharacterized. Gene Ontology annotation, molecular function: protein binding. The transcript has 7 exons. Lineage: Eukaryota; Viridiplantae; Streptophyta; Magnoliopsida; Malvales; Malvaceae. The record is from RefSeq and is a predicted model, not a curated record. The coding region runs from base 120 to 1943 and encodes 607 amino acids.
GAAAUUAUAUAUAUAUAGUUGUAGGUGACUUGAACGGAGGAUAUGCAAGCAAGAAACAAAUAGGUAGAAAUAGAUCAACAAAAAUGGGACCUCAGGAGCCUGAAUAGAACAUCAGCCACAUGGAUGCUUCGCUCUAUAAGGCAGCAGCAGAAGGCAACAUUGAAGUAUUCAAUAAUAAGCAGGGACUUCAACUUGAGUCGCUGAAGACCCCAAACCAUGACAACGUCCUCCAUGUUAACUUGGCAACCCCGGAGACUGCCGCCUGGCUUUUAAACAGAUUUCACUCAUCCGAUCCGGUUAUGAGUUUUUUCAUUACUAUGAUAAAAAGAGAAAAAAGAUCAGAUUUCAUCGAACAAAUUCUCAGCAAGUGUCCGUCACUGCUACUCCAAACGAAUGCUAAAGGUCAAACUCCUUUACACGUUGCAGCAAGGAAUGGACAUUCUGCUAUUGUGAAACUUCUAAUCAAGUUUUGCGCAAAAGCUAGAGAUGGAGAUUUAGAGAAGCUGGGAAUGGAUCAAGUAAAUGCAGUCAGGGAGAUGCUGAGGAUUACGGAUCAGGAAUCCAACAUGGCUUUACACGAAGCAGCACGUUGUGGCAAUGUUGAAGUGGCGAAAGCAUUGUUGGAGUUUGAAGACCCUGAUUUUCCGUAUUCUGCCAACAAAAAACAGGAGACUCCACUUUACAUAGCAGCUAGGAGGAGAGGAUCUGCGCGCUUGUUGACUCUAUUAUUAGAUAAAUUCAAAUCAACAGCUCAUGGCGGCCCCCACGGUAGAACAGCUUUGCAUGCAGCAGCUAUGGCUGGUGAUGCAGAGGCAAUAAAGGUAAUAUUGAAUAAGAAGGGGAAUUUGACAAAGGAAAGAGAUGAAGAUGGACACACCCCUCUCCAUUAUGCUGCACACUUUGGUUAUAGAUUCUCAGUUGUGAAAGAACUGUUAAAAAGGGAUGUAUCAGCUGCCUAUAUUGGUGACAAAAAGAGGGGGAUGACACCCCUUCUAUUGGCAGCCAGGCAAGGUUAUCUUGAAACAGUUUCAAAGAUUCUCUCUUUAUGUCCAGAUUGUUGUGAAAAAGUGGACAACAAAGGUUUGAAUUUACUUCAUUAUCUGGCUUUUAGAGGCUCUUCCUCUCCAUUUGGGAAUUCUGUUUUCAAGAGUGGUCAUAUUGAGAUUGUAUACGGAUCAGUCAAAAAUCUAAUGGAGUUGGAAGGUGCCUUUGGAAUGACACCUCAAGAUGUUGAUAAUGCAGUUCGAUCUCAGAAACAUCAUCAUAAACAGAAGCAAAUCAAAGAAUUGUUGGAAGAAAUUGAGAAUGAUCAAGUGGCGGAGGAACCAGUUCAUCACUUUACCGUACGAAAUAAUUCUAUAGAAAGUUUGGAGAAGACAGGAAAUGCUCAUUUAAUAGUUGCAGCACUUAUAGCCACCGUCGCAUUUGCAGCGGCAAUAACUGUUCCUGGUGGUUUGGAGAGUGAAAAAGAGUCAAAUCGAGGCACCCCCAUUUUGAUUCAAGAGGCAGCCUUUAAAGCAUUUGUUGUAACAAAUGCAAUGGCCUUUAUUUUCUCUGUUUCUGCCCUCACCACCCACUUUGGGAUGACACCCCUUAUUAUGGCAGCCAAGCAAGAGUGUCAUCUUUUCAAGCUUGGUGGUAUCGGGAUUGCAUAUGGAUCGGUCAGAAAUUUAAUGGAGUUGGAAGGUGCCUUUGGAAUGACACCUCAAGAAAUUUAUAAUGCACUUCAAUAUGAGAAACAUCAUCAUAAACAGAAGCAAAUCAAAGAAUUGUUGGAAGAAAUUGAAAAUGAUCAAAUGGCGGAGGAACUAGUUCAUUGUUUUCCCUUACAAAAUGUUUCUACAGAAAGCUUGAAGAAGAAAAGAAAUGCUCAUUUAGUAGUCGCAGCACUUCUAGCUACCAUCGCAUUCGCAGCAGUAAUAACUGUUCCUGGUGGUUUGUAG